This is a messenger RNA of Vanrija pseudolonga, 1991 nucleotides long. RefSeq names its product Dihydroxy-acid dehydratase (gene ilvD). Bases 84 to 1883 code for a protein of 599 amino acids. The record is from RefSeq and is a predicted model, not a curated record. Gene Ontology annotation, biological process: branched-chain amino acid biosynthetic process. NCBI's taxonomy places the organism in Eukaryota, Fungi, Basidiomycota, Tremellomycetes, Trichosporonales, Trichosporonaceae. Gene Ontology annotation, cellular component: mitochondrion. The transcript is spliced from 5 exons. Gene Ontology annotation, molecular function: dihydroxy-acid dehydratase activity.
GAGUAGGCAGCGACAACCCGCCGGCUACAUCACCACUCGUCGACGUCUCCAUCUCUCCAACACACGCCCACACCCACGACACCAUGAUCAACCCCACAAAGGCGCUCUCCGGCGCCGCCGCAAGGCGCCACCUCUCGUCGUCGGCCACGGCCAACGCUGGCCUCAACCGCUACUCGGCAAAGAUUACCCAGCCCAAGCAGCAGGGUGCCUCGCAGGCCAUGCUCUACGCUACCGAGGGCAUUGACAACAUUGAGGACCUUGCUAAGCCCAUGGUCGGUGUCGCUUCGGUUUGGUACGAGGGCAACCCAUGCAACGCCCACAUCCUUGGUCUCGGCCAGCGUGUCAAGAAGUCGCUCACCAAGGCCGGCAUCACUGGCUACCAGUUCGGCACUGUCGGUGUCUCGGACGGUAUCUCGAUGGGCACCCAGGGCAUGACCUACUCGCUCCAGUCGCGUGACCUCAUCGCCGACCAGGUCGAGACCGCCGCCGGCGGCCACUGGCUCGACGGCAUGGUCGUCAUCCCCGGCUGUGACAAGAACAUGCCCGGUACCCUCAUCGCUCUUGGCCGUCUUAACCGCCCCGGACUCAUGGUCUACGGUGGUACUAUCCGCCCCGGCCACUGCGGUGGUGGAACCACUGGCCGCCCCGUUGAGCAGGUCGACAUUGUCUCGGCUUUCCAGGCCUACGGCCGUUACCUCCAGGAGGGUCAGACCCCCGAGGCUGAGGAGAUCCGCUACGAGACUAUCCGCAAUGCCUGCCCCGGUUCUGGUGCCUGCGGUGGCAUGUACACUGCCAACACCAUGGCUUCGGCCACCGAGGCCCUCGGCAUGGCCCUCCCCGGCUCGUCGUCGUUCCCCGCCGAGUACCCCGAGAAGCUGAUGGAGUGCGACUCGGUCGGCAAGUACAUGCUCAACCUCCUCGAGAAGAACAUCCUCCCCCGCGACAUCAUGACCCGCGAGGCCUUUGAGAACGCCAUGGUCCUCACCAUGGCUCUUGGUGGCUCGACCAACGCCGUCCUCCACCUGAUCGCCAUCGCCAAGUCGGUCGGCAUCGACCUCACCAUUGACGACUUCCAGAGCGUCUCGGACCGCAUCCCCUUCCUUGCCGACCUCAAGCCCUCGGGCAAGUACGUCAUGGAGGACAUCAACACCAUUGGUGGCACCCCCUCGGUUAUCCACUACCUCAUCAAGGAGGGCCUCAUGACCGGCGACCAGCUUACCGUUACCGGCAAGACCCUCGGCGAGAACUGCGAGGAGUGGAUGGCUACCCACUCCAAGCUCUGGGAGGGCCAGGACAUCAUCCGCCCCGUCUCCGACCCCAUCAAGGCCACUGGCCACAUCCGCAUCCUCAAGGGAAACCUCGCCCCCGGAGGUUCGGUCGCCAAGAUCACCGGCAAGGAGGGUCUCCAGUUCACCGGCAAGGCCCGUGUCUUUGACGACGAGGACUCGUUUGUCAAGGCUGUCGAGUCUGGUUCUAUCAAGAAGGGCCAGAAGACUGUUGUCAUCCUCCGUUACCUCGGCCCCAAGGGUGGCCCCGGUAUGCCCGAGAUGCUCAAGCCCACGUCGCUCAUCAUGGGUGCUGGUCUCGGCUACGAUGUCGCCUGUCUCACUGACGGCCGUUUCUCGGGUGGCUCGCACGGUUUCGUUAUCGGUCACGUCGUCCCCGAGGCCCAGGUCGGUGGCCCCAUCGCCCUCGUCCAGGACGGCGAUGUCAUUGCCAUUGACGCCGAGGCCAACUCGAUCUCGGUCGACGUUUCGGACGAGGAGCUCGCUCGCCGCAAGGAGAAGUGGGUCGCCCCUCCUCUCAAGGUUUCCAAGGGUACCCUCUACAAGUACGCCAAGCUGGUCUCGGACGCCAGCCACGGCUGUGUUACGGACCUUUAAGGUUGUACAACAGAACAAAAAGGGUCAAUACCAGGCCUACCCAAGCAUUAGUUUAAGUAAUAUCCCAUCUUCGGAAGGACAGAAUGCAUAGGAGCAGACAUCAAACAG